AUGUUUAUUUUAUUUUUAUUAUUAAUUAUAUUAAUAAAUGCUAGAAUUUAUUCUUUAAAAUGUAUGGAUUGUCGAACAUUAGCUAAUGGACAACUUUUAUGUAAUGAUCCAUGUAAAGGGGAUAUUUGUGCUAUCUGGUUUUAUAGAGUAAUGUCUACUGACCAAAUAAGACAAGGAUGUUUAGUUGGACCUGAUUUACGUGGAGAAAGCUCUCCACCUAUGGGUUGUAGAAAAAAUAGAGUUGAUGCUUUUCUUUGUCUUUGCAAUUCAACUGAUUUUUGCAAUGUAAACAACAAUAAAAUUAUUACGGAAUAUUCAGCAAACAAUUCAUUUCAAUUAUCUUCCCCAAACAAUAUUCAAUGUCAAUCACGUACCUCAGCUUCAUUUAUUCGCCAACAAAUUGUUAAACCUCUUCGGAAUUCAUGCAUUUCUGAUUUAUGUUUUUUUAUAGAAUUAAAUAUUACUCGUAAAUCUUUAUUAGAAAGCACAAUUUCACGUAAUUGUGGUUCUGAAGCUCAAUUCAAUUUUCAUUUAUUAUUAGGCAAAGUUUGGCCAGGAACAGGAUUAAGGUCUAAUGCUUGUUAUCGAAUAGAUAUUGGGGAACAAAUAAUUACUGGAUGUACUUGCAACAAAGAAAAUAAUUGUAAUAAUCAAAUACCCUAUCCUAUCAAUAAUGAUAGCCAUCUUUUGGUUAAAUGUUCAACUAGUACAAGUUCUGAUUGUUUUGGACAUUUUUGUUUUAUUCAACGAGAAAUUUGGCAGGGUUAUGGCCAACAUUGGAGAAGGGGCUGUUUAAGUAUGAAUGAAUCAGAAACUUAUUCAAGAUUUAAAGUUGGAUAUAGAAAUAUUUUGGGAAGUGAACAGUGGAUUUGCAAUACAAAUUUAUGCAAUAAAGGUAAAAUAAUCAGCAUUUUUUCAGUCUAAUGUUUUCGAGCGGGUUUUCGGAUUUUAAUUUUCGGGGUUUUGGAGCCUAAUUUUUGAAAUCCGCUUGGUCUAACGGGUUAGCAACAGAAAUUAUCAAAAUCAAUUAUUAAUACAAUUACCAGAUUUACAAUUAAAAAUAAAUAAAAAUGAAAGAAAUAAUGAAUUAAUUCAAUCACAA
Meloidogyne enterolobii is the source of this 1102-nucleotide messenger RNA. The record is from the annotation of a GenBank genome assembly. Lineage: Eukaryota; Metazoa; Nematoda; Chromadorea; Rhabditida; Meloidogynidae.